This is a messenger RNA of Aureobasidium musti, 2397 nucleotides long. Lineage: Eukaryota; Fungi; Ascomycota; Dothideomycetes; Dothideales; Saccotheciaceae. The record is from the annotation of a GenBank genome assembly.
AGAUUAACCGACGACAUGCUCCAACGACUGCCUACGGAGAUACUCUCGUCAAUCUUCCAGGAGUUAGCAAUUGGAUCAGAAUGGAUGCAGUAUAUCUAUGUCGAAGCCCCUGAGGAUGAAGAGUUCCGUCAUUCUUGCUCCGACCUUGUCAGCCUAUGCCGGACAUCACGAAGACUACGCUCUAUAGCAGAGCCUCUGCUUUACCAGACUUACAUCAAACCAAACACAAUCAAGGCCCCUCUCCAAGUGAAAAAUAUCCAUGCCUACCUGCAGACCUUGCUACAGCGCCCUGACCUUGCACGAUACGUUCGAAACGCGUGUAUAAAGGCAUGGUUCCAGCCUGGCACUUUGGAACAUCUGCUUACUGACCAUGACCCCGAGUUCUGGCAAUGGUUCAAUCUAGACAGAUUCCCGAGAGAACCUUUCUUGGACGAUGGUACAUUCGCGGCUUUUCUUGGUACUGAACCUAGCCAUGACAGUCAAGCAUCUCGAAAACUGCUCACUCUGUAUCGGGAGCACUUGGAAAAGCUGUCUAUCACGGAUCAAGAGAGAAGAUCAUGGUAUCGUGCGCUGGAAGAUGGUCAAGAAGAUGCAGAGAUCACGCUAUUACUCUCGCUAACGAACAAUCUCGACGAACUAAAUUUAAUCAUGCCGAAUUGGGAUGUCCCAGCUCGCUGCCGCAUUUUUACUCGAAUCGUCGGGACCAACUCUUUCCUACGAAAUUUGACCUCGAUAUGUGUGCGACCAAACUACACCGGCGAACGUUUUUAUGAACUGGAUGACUACGAUCUCGAGCGUUAUCAAGGAUAUCCAUUCUCUUUUCUGCUUCUGUUUCUUGCUUUACCUUCACUCCGAAGCGCAGACAUCAUACAUGCAUUCGAGCUCAAUACUCUGGAAGAGCUCGCACCCGACGGAUCAUUCUCUUCUAGCCUGAAGAAACUUGAGCUCUUAUACUGCGCUGUGCAUCCCCGCGUCUUGCAGGAUGUGAUGAGUCGUUGCAUCGAACUUGAGAUUCUUGUCUGCGACAUGCCACAAUCGAAUUGGCCAAUCCAUGAGCUCAGCAAGGCUUUGCACCCCCAGCGGACCAGUCUCAAAUCUAUUCAAUUGGACUUGUUCGCUUGGGCUCAUUGGGAGGUUGAAACCGACAACCGAGAUGAAUGGGCGGCAAUUGAUGACCAUUACUCCAAGUCUUAUGGAUUUCUUGUCGAAUACACUGCACUCAGGAGUUUGACCAUCAGAUAUGUUACUUCAUUUUCGCCGGACCCAAUGAUCGAUCAGCUACUUCCCUCCGGCUUGGAGGAGCUCCAUCUGACUGAGUGUACUGCUUCCUUGGUCCCAUCUUUGGAGGCUUUACUUGGUCUGGUUGAGAAUCGCGUAGUGAUGCCGAAUCUGAGCAAGAUCUGUAUAGGCGGAUGGGUGCCAGACCUGAAUAUCCGGCAUAGACGUUGGGAUGUGUAUGAACCACCACCAGGGCGACGGGCUCGGGAGAGAGAACGCGAGGAAAAGAUGAGGCGACUAUGCAAUGGUUACAAUGCUGCAGGUAUCACUUGUUCUCGUGGUGACUGCUGGCACGCACGAGAUCGGAAAGCACGAAUAUGUAUAGCUCAGAGGCACUGGUCCCAAAAGGAAGUCGCAUGUAGUCAGGUUCUGAAGCCGCUGUCUGAUCUUGCCCUUGGCGGACUCCCCACUUCCUCUUCUUCGUACUGCAUUUCAGCCUCAGCGACGGAUCCUCGUGGAAUUGGCCAGAUUCCCCUACAUUCGUACAGGCUUUGUCGACUAACAAUGCGCACUCGAUCACAGUCGAAGUUCGAUUUCGACAAGCUGCCGUCGGAGCUCCGCGUCCACAUCCACAGCUUUCUCAAGGAUGACAGAAGAACCUUGUUCAAUGCGAUUCGUGUUAACAAAAGUUGGUUCCAUCAAUUGAUUGAUUAUCUAUGGUAUGAGCCAGAGCGGGAUGCUCUGCUGUGUCCUGCUAAGCAAGGUGGUCGGCGCCAGUUCUAUGCUAAUAAGAUACGAACGUUCACUCUGGAUUGCGCGAUUGAUGAUUUCGACAAUGACUUACUAUUACACUGGAGAAACGUAUUGUCAACAUGCGAGAUACCGUAUCUUGAGGAUCUGCGAGUUGAGAGAUAUGAAACACCUCCCGACUACAUUUUGUGUUCGCUACUGCGGCCCUCGCUUUUGUCGGUUAGGCUUCCGUUUGAACUCAGCGCGUCCGUGAUCAAAUCUUUGGGCCUUUGUACUCGACUUAGACACUUGGAGGUGAAAGAAGAUGUGUUGGUCCCUAGUCUGGAAUCAUUCAUGAAUCUUGUGGAUAAACUUCCUGGUUUAAGCUCAAUUGAGCUAGGCGGAAACAUUUUCUCUGAUUCAGCGACACUGACCAAUAAGAUUUUCGCA